This is a messenger RNA of Mesocricetus auratus (golden hamster), 7662 nucleotides long. RefSeq names its product multiple PDZ domain crumbs cell polarity complex component (gene Mpdz). Gene Ontology annotation, molecular function: protein binding. The transcript is spliced from 49 exons. The record is from RefSeq and is a predicted model, not a curated record. The coding region runs from base 191 to 6499 and encodes 2102 amino acids. NCBI's taxonomy places the organism in Eukaryota, Metazoa, Chordata, Mammalia, Rodentia, Cricetidae.
CGGCCGCGGGCUCCGGUUCCCCGGCCACGCGUGAACGUGCUCGCCCAGCCCGAGCUGCCGGGGCCGUGACUGUAGCUGAGAGGGGCGCAAGCGCUCUGCCCACCCCGGGAGACCCGCCGGGCCGCAGACCCGGAGUUUCAUGUCAGUUGGUGUUUUGAAUCGUCAUAGAGAACACUGAGCUCUGAAGAAGAUGCUGGAGACCAUAGACAAAACCAGAGCCCUGCAGGCAGCAGAGCGCUUGCAGAACAAGCUAAAGGAGCGUGGGGAUGCCGCCAAUGAAGACAAACUGAGCCUCCUGAGGUCUGUCCUGCAGAGCCCUCUCUUCAGUCAGAUUCUAAACCUUCAGACGUCUCUACAGCAGCUGAAAGACCAGGUAAACAUUGCUACUUUGGCAACUACAAAUGCUGAUCCUGCCCACAUACCUCAGCUCGGCUCUGCUACAAUUCCCACUCUGCAAAGUGAAUCACUUUUGCUGUCUCCAAAUAAUGGGAACCUGGAAGCACUUUCCGGACCUGGUGCUCUACCUGUCAUGGUUGGGAAGCCUACCUCUGAUGAACUCGAUCAGCUCAUCAGAAAUAUGGCCCAGGGCCGCCAUGUGGAAAUAUUUGAGCUCCUCAAACCUCCAUGUGGAGGACUUGGGUUUAGUGUUGUUGGACUCAGAAGUGAAAACAGGGGAGAGUUGGGAAUAUUUGUACAGGAGAUUCAAGAGGGCAGUGUGACUCACAGAGAUGGCAGACUGAAGGAGACGGACCAGAUACUCGCCAUCAAUGGCCAGGUCCUGGACCAGACGAUCACACACCAGCAGGCCAUUAGCAUCCUGCAGAAGGCCAAAGACACUGUGCAGCUGGUUGUUGCCAGAGGCUCGUCGUCUCAGGUCCCCAGCCCCCGAAUUUCCCGGUCUCCAUCUGCAGCCAGCACAGUUUCAGCCCACUCGAACCCAAUUCACUGGCAGCAUGUGGAAACUAUAGAGCUGGUAAAUGAUGGCUCAGGUCUGGGAUUUGGUAUCAUAGGAGGAAAAGCAACUGGUGUGAUAGUCAAGACCAUUCUGCCUGGAGGAGUGGCUGACCAGCAUGGGCGAUUGUGCAGUGGAGACCACAUUCUAAAGAUUGGGGACACGGACCUGGCAGGAAUGAGCAGUGAGCAAGUAGCACAGGUUCUCAGGCAGUGUGGAAAUAGAGUUAAGCUGAUGAUUGCCAGAGGCGCUGUGGAAGAAACUGCAGCACCCUCCUCUUUGGGCAUCACCCUCUCCCAGUCCCCAGUCUCUACAUCAGAGAUGCGUGUUGAUGCAUCUACUCAAAAAAGUGAAGAAAGUGAGAUGUUUGAUGUGGAACUCACAAAAAAUGUCCAAGGAUUAGGAAUUACCAUUGCUGGCUAUAUUGGAGAUAAAAAAUUAGAACCUUCAGGAAUCUUUGUAAAGAGCAUUACAAAAAGCAGUGCUGUGGAACAUGAUGGAAGAAUCCAAAUUGGAGAUCAAAUUAUAGCAGUAGAUGGCACCAACCUUCAAGGUUUCACCAAUCAGCAAGCAGUAGAGGUGUUACGUCACACAGGACAGACAGUGCGCCUGACACUAAUGAGGAAGGGAGCAAGACAGGAAGCAGAGCUGUUAUCUAGAGAAGACACCUCAAAAGAUGUGGACGUAAUACCUGGUGAUGCCACUGUAAGCCAAGAAAAUUAUGAAAAAGAUGAAGAGUCUUUAUCUUUGAGGAGAAAUACCAGCAUAUUGCCGAUUGAAGAAGAAGGGUAUCCAUUGUUGUCAACUGAGCUGGAAGAAGCAGAAGAUGUGCAGCAAGAGGCUGCCCUGCUGACAAAGUGGCAGAGGAUUAUGGGAAUUAACUAUGAAAUAGUGGUGGCUCAUGUAAGCAAAUUUAGUGAGAACAGCGGACUGGGGAUAAGUCUGGAAGCGACUGUGGGCCAUCACUUCAUCCGGUCUGUUCUACCAGAAGGCCCUGUGGGACACAGUGGGAAGCUCUUCAGUGGAGAUGAGCUGUUGGAAGUGAAUGGUAUAAAUUUGCUUGGAGAAAAUCAUCAAGAUGUGGUCAAUAUUUUAAAGGAGUUGCCUAUAGAUGUGACAAUGGUGUGCUGCCGCCGAACUGUGCCCCCCAGUGCCUCAGCAGAAUUGGAUGGCCUGGACAUAAGUGAUCUUGAACUAACAGAAAAGCCUCAUAUAGAUCUCGGUGAGUUCAUCGGUUCUUCGGAGACAGAGGAUCCCAUGCUGGUGAUACCUGAUGCGGAUCAGAAUGCUGAGGAGAUUCAAACACCACUGGCCAUGUGGGAGGCUGGCAUUCAGUCCAUAGAGCUGGAGAAAGGGAGCAGGGGCCUUGGCUUCAGCAUUUUAGACUACCAGGACCCCAUCGACCCAGAAAGCACUGUGAUAGUCAUUCGUUCUCUGGUGCCUGGUGGCAUUGCUGAGAAGGAUGGCCGGCUUCUUCCUGGAGACAGACUCAUGUUUGUCAAUGACAUUAACCUGGAAAACAGCAGUCUUGAAGAGGCUGUGGAGGCCCUGAAGGGAGCGCCCUCAGGGAUGGUGCGGAUAGGUGUGGCCAAGCCUUUGCCGCUUUCACCGGAAGAAGGAUAUGUUUCUGCCAAGGAGGACGCCUUUCUCUGCCCACCACACUCCUGCAAGGAGCCAGGCCUGACUGACAAAGCCCUCUUCAGGGCUGACUUGGCUCUGAUAGACGCACCUGAUGCUGAGUCAGUAGCUGAGUCAAGAUUUGAGUCUCCGUUCUCUCCUGAUAAUGACAGUGUUUACUCUACCCAGGCCUCCGUUUUAUCUCUGCACGAUAGUUCCUGCAGUGAUGGCAUGAACUACAGCCCCUCCCUUCCUUCAUCUCCUCCCAAGGAUGUGACUGGAAGUUCUGACCUAGUGCGUGGUCUUCAUUUGUCCCUGGAAGAACUCUAUACACAGAACCUCCUGCAGAGACAGCAGGCUGCCUCUCCUCUCCCACAUAUGAGCGUGGCAGCUACCUCUGGUUCUGCCGUCUGUGACUAUACACCUGCAAAUGCUGCUGAACCAAAAUAUGAAUGUGCAAACACAGUAGCAUGGACUCACUCACAGGUACCAAGUGGCCUGUGCACCACAGAGCUUGCCCCUGCCCUGCCUACCGCAGCUCAAAAGGGUCCCGAGUAUUUAACUGAACAGAGCUCUCUGGCUUCUGAUGCCGAGUCUGUCCCCCUGCAAAGCAUGUCCCAUGAAGCUUUCGAAAGGACAGUCACUAUAGCAAAGGGCAGCUCCAGUCUGGGGAUGACAGUCAGUGCUAACAAAGAUGGCCUUGGAGUGAUUGUCCGAAGCAUUAUUCAUGGAGGUGCCAUCAGUCGGGAUGGCCGGAUUGCUGUUGGCGACUGCAUUUUGUCCAUUAAUGAAGAAUCAACCAUCAGUUUAACCAAUGCCCAGGCACGAGCCAUGUUGAGAAGACAUUCUCUUAUUGGACCUGACAUAAAAUUCUCUGCAGCACCUGCUGACGAUCGAGCCCCCUUUUAUGUAAUUACUUAUGUGCCUGCAGAACACUUGGAAGAGUUCAGAGUAAGUUUUGGUCAACAAUCUGGAGGAAUAAUGGCACUGGAUAUUUUUUCUUCAUACACUGGCAGAGACAUUCCAGAACUCCCAGAGCGGGAAGAAGGAGAGGGGGAAGAAAGUGAGCUGCAGAAUGCUGCUUACAGCAGCUGGAGCCAGCCCCGGAGGGUGGAACUUUGGAGAGAACCAAGCAAGUCCUUGGGCAUCAGCAUUGUGGGUGGUCGGGGGAUGGGGAGCCGCCUGAGCAAUGGUGAAGUGAUGAGGGGCAUUUUCAUCAAACAUGUUCUCGAAGAUAGUCCGGCUGGCAAAAAUGGAACCUUAAAGCCUGGAGACAGGAUAAUCGAGGUGGAUGGAAUGGACCUCAGAGAUGCAAGCCAUGAACAAGCUGUGGAAGCCAUUCGGAAAGCAGGCAACCCUGUAGUAUUUAUGGUACAGAGCAUUAUAAACAGACCAAGGAAAUUCCCUUUGCCUUCCUUGCCGCACAACCUUUACCCUAAGUACAGCUUCAGCAGCACUAACCCAUUUGCUGACUCUCUCCAGCUCUCCACAGACAAGGAGCUCCAACAUCCAAGUACUGUCAGCUCCCAUUGUUCCCCAGCUGACCCUUUUGCUCCCAUACCAUUUAAGGCCCCCAGCCGGUCAGCAUCAGAGUCAGAGAAGGCUCCAUUGUGUGAUGUUCCUCCCUCCUCCCCUUCAGGGUUCUCAGAAAUGGGUAGUGACUGUGCACAGCCAUCUGCAAUCACAGUCUCAGAAGAUGCAGACAAAGAGGAUGAGUUUGGGUACAGCUGGAAAAAUAUCCAAGAGCGUUAUGGAACCCUCUCAGGCCAGCUCCACAUGAUUGAGCUGGAGAAAGGUCACAGCGGUUUGGGUCUAAGUCUUGCUGGGAACAAAGACCGAACCAGGAUGAGUGUGUUUAUAGUGGGGAUAGAUCCCACUGGAGCGGCAGGAAGAGAUGGCCGGCUACAGGUUGCUGAUGAGCUUCUAGAGAUCAAUGGCCAGAUAUUGUAUGGCAGAAGUCAUCAGAAUGCUUCGUCAAUCAUUAAAUGUGCUCCAUCUAAAGUAAAAAUAAUUUUUAUCAGAAAUGAAGAUGCAGUGAACCAGAUGGCUGUGUGUCCUGGAAAUGCAGCAGAGCCUCUACCUUCUGUAUCAGAAAGUCCUCAAAAUAAGGAGGUGGAGCCAAGUGUUACUACUUCUGCAGCUGUGGAUCUCAGUUCACUGACAAACGUGUACCAUCUGGAGCUUCCCAAGGAUCAAGGAGGUUUGGGAAUCGCUGUCAGCGAGGAAGACACACUCAAUGGAGUAGUCAUCAAGAGUCUAACUGAGCACGGAGGAGCAGCCAAGGAUGGACGACUUAAAGCUGGCGAUCAGAUCUUGGCCGUAGAUGAUGAAGUUGUUGUUGGAUGUCCUGUUGAGAAGUUUAUCACCCUUCUGAAGACAGCAAAGGCAACUGUAAAACUGACUGUUCGAGCUGAGAAUCCAGCCUGCCAGGCUGUUCCUGCAACAGCUUCUUCAGCCAGUGGAGAAAGGAAAGACACUGCCCAGUCUCCUGCAGUCCCACCUGUGGACCCAGACUCCAUCCCAAGUACAAGCAGGUCAUCAACCCCAGCAGUCUUUGCUUCUGACCCUGCUACCUGUCCCAUCAUCCCUGGCUGUGAAACAACAAUUGAGAUUUCCAAAGGGCAAACAGGACUGGGCCUGAGUAUUGUUGGCGGGUCAGACACACUGCUGGGUGCUAUUAUUAUCCAUGAAGUUUAUGAAGAGGGAGCAGCAUGCAAAGAUGGAAGACUGUGGGCAGGAGACCAGAUUUUAGAGGUGAAUGGUAUUGAUCUGAGAAAGGCCACGCAUGAUGAAGCAAUCAAUGUCCUGAGGCAGACUCCACAAAGAGUGCGGCUGACGCUCUAUCGGGACGAGGCCCCAUACAAAGAAGAGGAUGUGUGUGAUACCUUCACCAUUGAGCUGCAAAAGAGGCCAGGCAAAGGCCUUGGCUUGAGUAUUGUUGGCAAGAGAAAUGACACUGGGGUAUUUGUAUCAGACAUUGUCAAAGGAGGCAUUGCAGAUGCUGAUGGGAGAUUGAUGCAGGGGGACCAGAUUUUAAUGGUGAAUGGAGAAGAUGUCCGGAAUGCCACCCAGGAAGCAGUUGCUGCCCUACUAAAGUGUUCCCUAGGCACAGUAACUCUGGAAGUUGGAAGAAUCAAAGCUGGUCCAUUCCACUCAGAGAGGAGGCCUUCUCAAAGCAGCCAGGUGAGUGACAGUAGCCUGUCAUCCUUCACUCUUCCACUUUCUGGAAUGAAUGCAUCUGAAUCACUGGAAAGUAACGCGAAGAAGAAUGCAUUAGCAUCUGAAAUUCAGGGAUUAAGAACAGUCGAAAUAAAAAAGGGGCCUGCGGACUCGCUGGGAAUCAGCAUUGCUGGAGGAGUGGGCAGCCCGCUUGGCGAUGUUCCUAUAUUUAUUGCAAUGAUGCAUCCAAACGGUGUUGCGGCUCAAACCCAGAAGCUCAGAGUUGGGGAUAGGAUUGUUACCAUCUGUGGCACAUCCACUGAGGGGAUGACUCACACACAAGCAGUUAACUUGAUGAAAAGUGCCUCCGGCUCCAUUGAAGUGCAGGUGGUUGCUGGGGGAGAUGUGAGUGUGGUCACAGGUCAUCAGCAAGAGCUUGCCAACCCGUGUCUUGCUUUCACUGGGCUAACAUCAAGCAGUAUAUUUCCGGAUGAUUUAGGACCUCCACAGUGUAAGACUAUAACACUAGAUCGAGGACCAGAUGGUUUAGGCUUCAGCAUUGUAGGAGGAUAUGGCAGCCCUCAUGGAGACUUACCAAUUUACGUGAAAACAGUAUUUUCAAAGGGAGCAGCCGCGGAAGACGGGCGUCUAAAAAGGGGCGAUCAGAUCAUUGCUGUCAACGGGCAGAGUCUAGAAGGAGUAACCCAUGAAGAAGCGGUCGCCAUCCUUAAGAGGACAAAAGGCACUGUCACCCUCGUGGUUCUCUCCUGAACAGGCUGCCAAAGCUGAACCAGCCCAGCCACCUCCUGUAACAGUGUGGAACUUCGAACUGUCCCUGUGGGUUUCCUAUGCUGUGUUCAUUGGGGGAAACUACAGUCGGGAGAGAAACAUUUAGUGAUUUGUUACUGACAACUUAGCAACAUUUUUCCUUUCCCGUUGCAUUUUAUGAUCCUUAACUGAAAGAGAAGGAAUAUUUGCGUAAUAGGUAAACCUCAUUUUUAUUUUGAAGACAUCUAACAAUUUAUAGUCAUGUGGACAAAAUUAUUAUAGGCUCAUUUUGGUAAUAUGGAAACAAAAUAACUCAAAGCUAGCCAAAAGAAAUGGCCUCAGAAAAUUAGGAUUAAAAAAAAGUAAAAAUUUACAAAAAAAAAAAAAGAAGACAAUCUUGAGUUUUAGAAAAGUGCCCCAAUCUGGGCAGUCUCCCUACCCCAAUAAAUGUGCACAAUAAUCUUGAACAGGUUAUUUUAAAAUUGUGAACACUGUUGCAUACUGGUUCUUCUUACCUCUAAUAUAUAUUUUUCUGCUAACAUUAGCAGUCUUACUAAGCUUUAAAAGGAAACCAUGUUUAAUGCAUAUCUUGGUGUUCAUUUUCAGUUUUUGACCUGCUAUGUUUUCAUGUUGUUGUAAGGAAAAUAAUCAUGCUUCCCUGUGGUGGCUACAGUUCUUCUGAAAAAUAACCAUCCAGCUAUGGAAGACAGAGAAAGGAGCCCAGAACCUUCUAGUGCUGAUUCAACAGACUGACGCGACACUGAAAAUAUAUUAGUGUACUGUGGUAUUGUUUUUCCAUUAGUAUUAAUCUUAAUGACAGAGAAAAAGGCAGUGUGUUAGUAAUUAUUUUGGUUGUAUGCCAUUAAUAAAUUGACAGAAAAAUUAAGGGGGUUAAGAUAACUUCAUUUCAUUGCCAUGUAUUAACAUCUUAUAAUACAAUAGUUUAAGACUAAAGGAAACAGAUGGAGCUGUUUACUGAGACAACUGGUGAGGAAUUAUCAUGUGUUCAAUCCCAUUUUAGAGCGUGAAACUCCUACAUUAGAAUAUAUAAAGUCACUUUAAAUAUUAUCUAUAUUUGUAACAGGAGUAGUGUACAGAUAUUUUAUUAUAGCAUUCUUGUGUAAAUGUAAAGUGAAUAAAUAAGUUUCUGUGGUGCACAACAAAAA